Messenger RNA from Grosmannia clavigera kw1407, 2118 nucleotides. Its product is annotated as c6 zinc finger domain containing protein. Gene Ontology annotation, biological process: regulation of DNA-templated transcription. Gene Ontology annotation, molecular function: zinc ion binding; DNA-binding transcription factor activity, RNA polymerase II-specific. Lineage: Eukaryota; Fungi; Ascomycota; Sordariomycetes; Ophiostomatales; Ophiostomataceae. The transcript is spliced from 2 exons. The record is from RefSeq and is a predicted model, not a curated record. The coding region runs from base 1 to 2118 and encodes 705 amino acids.
AUGGUCUACUGCGGCCCGCCCUCGAAGGGCUGCAGCAGCUGUCGAGACCGGAAGAUCCGUUGUGACCUGAAGGAGUCUAGCUGCGGCCAAUGCGAGAAGCGACAACAGACAUGUCCUGGCUACAGGAACAUGGUCGAUCUCAUGUUCCGCGAUGAAAGCUCCCAUGUCAUCAAAAAGGCACAGGCAAAACAACAGCGCCGGCGAACUGCAGCGGCAGCGACCACAGACUCGGGCCGCUCUCCAGGGGGAGAGUCUGCAGCGUCUGCUUCUUCUUCGUCUUCGACAGCGAAAAGUGCCGCCACACCGGCUACCCCCACCGUCCAACCGAUGCCCCUUGCACUCUUGACCAGAGGUGCGCAGCUCAACAACGCCACGAGCGUUCAGCACAGAGACGGGAGCAGGACUACGUCCAGGAGCCGGGGUGCGAUCAAGGGCAGCCCAUCGUCCACAACUUCCAAGACUCGGUCGCCAGUGCGAGACUACAGUCCGCUUUCCGAGUCACACACUUCUGACUGGCCAGUUGCUCCGCCCAUCACGCGAAUAUGCAGCCUCGCACCGUCGUUCCGAGAGCGAGGCACGGCCUACUUCUUCUCCCGUUACGUCACCAUCGAUGAGAACGCGUUGCACCAGCGAUUCGAUUUCAUCUACGACAUCUGGAAGCCUGGCCCAGCCACGUGUGACAGCCAGAUGGAUGCCGUGAUGGCCAGCAUGGCGGCGGUCGGCCUCGGUGGCCUCUCCCAACUGACGCACUCCAAGGAGAUAUUCUCUAGCGCACGUGAGAGCUACGGGACGGCUCUACGCCUGGUCAAUGCGGCUCUGAAAGACCCGGAGGAGGCGGUGAAGGACACCACCAUGCUCUGCGUCUUAAUACUGGGUGUCUUCGAGAUGAUGGCCGGCCCCGGAAAGAUCACCAUGAAGGCCUGGUACGAACACAUCAACGGUGCGGUUGUGCUGGCCAAACUUCGCGGCACCAGCCAGCUUCGCACAAAUGCAGGUAUCCGCAUGUUCAACAUGUUGUGCCAAAGCGUGAUGAUAGCGAGCAUGCAGAAGCGUGCCCCAAUGCCUCCAGAGCUUAUCUCUUUCCAGUCCGAACUGCUCUCUGGCUCCGGGACGGAGGCCGUGUCUCGGGGCUUUAGCCGGAUAGCGCUGUCGAAGCCAAUUUUCAUGAUGCUGCAGAUGCGCCACGAUGUGCAUGAAAACCUUAUCAACGGGCUGGACGGCAUGCUAGGACGCCUUGAGGCGAUUGACAGCGAGUUUACGUGUACAGUGGGCAGCUUCCCGGCUGUCAACCGGUUCAAAGUGCUGCAUGUGACGCGGCCACAUCGAGCUGUCUUCCGCAACCACUGCCACGUUUACCGAAGCACGGCGGUAUCAUCGAUCUGGAACCUGCUGCGCGUGGUGCAUAUACUGGAGCUGGAGUUUGUCUUGACGACGAUACAGCGAAGCUUUCCGGAUGUGGGCGAAGCCGGCGAAGGGGUUCCUGCGCACUACUUGCGUCGGUACUGCAAGGCGUGGACGGAUCUGCAGUCGGUCACGGAUGCGAUUGUGGCCAGCGUGCCGCAGCAUUUCGGACUGCUGAAUCUGACCAGCCCGUACUUUGACACGCUGAAGCCGAUGGAAGCGAGCCUGAGCCUGUCGGACAGCGUGACGCUCUUGACAACGGUGGUGAAGCGGCCACCAAACAGAGUGGUGCCAUCGCCGCCGUCUUCGGCAAGCUCUGCAUCUGCCACGCCACCUUUGCCGCCGGACGACUGGGCCGAGAGCGACGAAUACCAGCCAACCGAUCUGAACGAGCUAUUCUUCGACGAUGGCGGGCCAACGCUAGAGAACCCGACGCGAGCGCGGAGCGACGGCGAGGAGGCAGCACGGCUGAUGCUACUAGCCUCGUCGACAAAUGGGCUGGUGUGGCCUCUAUUUUGUGUGGGCACCAGCUCUGUCUGCACGCCGCUUCUGAAGGCGUACGUGGUGGAGCGGCUAAACGCCAUCUACGACGAGACUGGCCUUAAGCAGGCCAGCACGCUUGCGUCGAUUGUACGCAACCGGGAGCUGAUCAAGUCGCCGUGGCUGAGGCUGCCGACAAGAUUAAUCAGCACUUUGUCGAUGGAGGUGGCGGUCUGA